Molecule: messenger RNA, 3475 nt
Organism: Anopheles merus
Lineage: Eukaryota; Metazoa; Arthropoda; Insecta; Diptera; Culicidae
Product: uridine phosphorylase 1
Exons: 6
Coding region: 1042-2139 (365 amino acids)
Biological process (GO): nucleotide catabolic process; uridine catabolic process
Cellular component (GO): cytosol; cytoplasm
Molecular function (GO): uridine phosphorylase activity
Source: RefSeq, a predicted model, not a curated record
UCGAUUAACCCACUAGUGCAGCCUGCCCAAGAGCACCGCCGCCGCCACCGUCUCGCGCUGUGGGGGCAAACGGUUUUUGCUGUUAAAAGGGCCGGCCAGCCGCUUGCAAAACACCAGUAGCAGUUCUGUGUGGCAUUGCUGAACACAACAACGCGCCCGAUUCCGAAGUGUGCAUUCCUCUCCCCCCUUUAGCUGUUCAGCUAAAGCGCGAAGUGCGCGCCAAAAAAACGCAACCCGCGGCUUGAUUCGCCGUGCAAAUCAUUAAAGUUUUGCGGUGGCUCAAGACACGUCGGCAAGUGCUGUGCGGUGUGCUUAAAACGUGUGUGCGCGCGCUUGUCCGCUUCUUCCAACUGUUUCAUGCGUAUACGCCAAAUAGCUUCCUUGCGCUUCGUGAGGAGCGCGCCUUUUUCGCAUAGCAAUUUGAAUACAGAUUACCACACACACACACACGUGCGCACACCUUUGUCUACAACGCUGCGUAACCUGGAGCGUGGAUGCGUAGCGGGUAGAGACAGAAAGGCAGAGUAAGAGAGAGAUAGAGAGAGGGCAAGAUUGCGCAAGAACGAGACGGUGCGAGACAGGUGCGCGAGAAAAGUCGCGUGUUUACGAUACGCGGGAGAAGAGUACGCGUGUGCGUCUCGGCAGAUCGGUGACGAGAGGGACGCCACGGACACAACAGUGCGCGCGCGUGUGUGUGUGUGUGUGUGUGUGUGGGAAGAAGCGGGCCGGUAAAAACCGGUGUAGCGUAUCCUAAAAGAAACGUGUCUCUAUAAUAGUUCGGCUAGAUUUGAGCAAAAGUCGAUCGAUCGAUCCAUCGAGAAUCAUUGCUUGCCCUACUGCCGUGCUGCUGCGGGUCGCUUUGGUGCGCGAACAACGUUGAGCAGGCUUCGAGUUUCGAAAAACCAAUUCAACGAACUAAUUGUGGAGCUUUUUAAAAAAAUUAAGCUUUUAUAGUAAUCCAGCCUCCAGCAAGCCGGGUAGAGUUAGGUAGCAAAAAAAAAAAAAAAAGAAAAACAAAUAGAAAAGGAAAGACAGCUAGCGAUGGCUUACCAAGGCGAGCAGAAGCGUGAUACGGCAAACAGUUUGAAUGUGAAGCAGCUCGACGACCAAAGUGAGGAGGAGGAACGCUCGGAGACAGCCAAGCUGACCAGAUACAACGAUGGAUCGGUCAAGCUGCGCAAUCCCAACAUUGAGCUCAUGGACCAAGACAUCCUGUACCAUCUGGCGCUCGGUAGCGGUAGCCACGAUCUGCACGAAAUGUUCGGCGACGUGAAGUUCGUCUGCAUGGGCGGCACGCCGAAGCGCAUGGAAACGUUCGCGCACUUCAUAAUGGACGAGAUAGGCUACAAGCUGCCCGCCGGCACCCAGCUGCAGGAUAUCAGUGCAUUUUCCUAUCGCUACUCAAUGUACAAGGUUGGUCCAGUACUCUCCAUCAGCCAUGGUAUGGGCGUACCGUCCGUCGGCAUUCUGCUGCACGAGCUGAUCAAGCUGAUGUACCACGCCAAGGUGAAGGAUCCGAUCUUUAUGCGGAUCGGUACGUGCGGCGGUAUCGGUGUCGAGGGCGGCACCGUCGUCAUCACGGAGGACGCGUACGACGGUUUGCUGCGGAACAGCUACGAACUGGCAAUUCUUGGCAAAAUCGUACAUCGUCCGGCUAUUUUGGACAAGCGGCUGGUACGCGAACUGAAAUCGCUAGCCACGCAAGAUGAUCCGUACGACACCAUCAGCGGCAAAACGAUGUGCACCUACGAUUUCUACGAAGGCCAGGGCAGGCUAGACGGUGCGUUCUGCGAGUUUACCGAAACGGACAAAAUGGCCUACCUGGAGAAGCUGCGCGACUUUGGCGUGGUUAACAUCGAGAUGGAGUGUACCAUCUUCGCGGCGCUGACGCACUACGCCGGCAUCAAGGCGGCGAUCGUCUGCGUCACGCUGCUGGACCGGCUGAAGGGCGACCAGGUGAUGGCGCCGAAGGAGGUGAUGAACGAAUGGCAGCAGCGGCCCCAGAUACUGGUGUCCCGGCUAAUCAAGAAGCAUCUCGCCCAGAUGGGCCAGCUCAAGUCGCUCGCCUCGACGCCCUCGUCCAUCAAGUCGCCGCGCCGAUUUAAGCUGGUCCAGCAGGAAUCGGAGGCGCACGAGUAAGGCGCAGCGGGGUUGCAACUAGCAUCUGCUAGCAGUAAAUCAUCCCUUCUCCCCACCUCCCAAUCCUGCCCCCUCCCCCCCCCCCCCCGAUUGCCCGAAUGGAGGCUCAGCAUCUGCCACGAUAUUUUCUGUUUCUGUUGUUUGUUGUGUUUUAACCAGUAUACAGGCUAGAAUAUUUCUCACUAACCACGUGUGCAUCUAUGGCAUGCAUAUCCGUAACAUUAAUCGCGUUAUUAAAAGACAAAUAAAGAGUAGCAAAUAACACAAGCAGUCCUAGCAAAACAAAAAAGCAAAGGAAAUAGAGAGGGAGAGGAAGCAUUGGAGGUGGUAUUGUGGUAAAGCAAAGCGAAGGGAUUAAACACUUAAACACACGCUGAUACAUACGAAAAGCGCAUUACGCCAAUAUGAAUAGAUCGUGACAGUGCCUGCUGCAUCUGAGCAGGUUCCCUCCCACCUCCCUGCUCACAAACACCCAUACACUGCACAGUGUAGGUACAGGUCACUGUAGUAUCGGCUUAUAGAACAUAAUUUAAAAAUUGGCCGCUAACUAUAACUGCUAACGAGCGUUUGAUUUUUGGUUCUCGAAUCACGCCGCCCCUUACUUACUUAGUGGCAUCAUACUUACUCUCUAUAAAAUUCAACAUGCAUAUAUCGAUGUGUACUGGCUUUCUGUAUAGGCGGAGUGUUGCGUUAGAGACACACACACACACACACACACACAAACACACCGGCAAACGCACCUAAACUUAGUAGUUACAACAUACCAUAGAUAUUGUGUUAAGAGGUACUAAAGAGGAGACCAAACAUCGCUGCCGUGUGUGCCACUGCCCGAGUGUGUUGUGUGAAAAAGGUUACUUGCAUGUGAUGCAUUGCAAACGUUUGAUAUUCCAAUAUAAUCUUAUACCACAAUUUUGCUAAACGCAGUCUCCGGCGACCGACAAGAUCGUUCCACAAUUACUAAACGUUGUAAAAGCCGUUUUUGUUUUUCUUUCCUGCCAUGCGCAUUGGCACAUAAUCGAAAAAGCUACGCAGCAUUUUGUCGUUUCGGUGGUCUAACCGUAUUUCGUUAAACCAGUGGAAUGAAUAUGUGGCGUGUGUGUGUGUUUUUUUUGAAAGUGUUGUAAUUUAAACUCGGUGUAAAGGUGAUACGUUUCCCGGGCAUAUACGAGUGUGAGCAUUAGGUUAUGAGUUUGGCAAGGCAAACCGAUGUUUUGGUUCAAUAUUGUGUGUUUUCCUCCGCUCCUCAUUCCCGGAACGUUAAAGAAUCAACAAAAAGUAAACACGUUAAACAUCAUGACGCAACGAUCUCUUCAUUAAAUGAAAAUAAAAUAAAACA